Daldinia vernicosa is the source of this 1096-nucleotide messenger RNA. RefSeq lists its product as uncharacterized. The transcript has 2 exons. Bases 305 to 859 code for a protein of 184 amino acids. Lineage: Eukaryota; Fungi; Ascomycota; Sordariomycetes; Xylariales; Hypoxylaceae. The record is from RefSeq and is a predicted model, not a curated record.
CGAGCAAUACUCUUUAAGCGCGCGAGUUUUUCUUUUUUUCUUUUUUUUAUUGCUAUCACCCCGCAUCCAUUUAGGCGCGCGGUCGAUUUUAAUUACUUGCUCACACAUACACACCUCGGCGUCUAUUAACUAACCAUCUAACCUACGUACAUACGCCGCGUUGACGUCCGAUUUCGAAUACCACCUACAUAAAGUAACUGUAAGAUUACUACUACAUAGUAGACGGAGCAAAUUCCCCAAAGAAGCAUACAUAUUCCUCGACUAUACACAUACCUACUUACCUAUCUGCACCUACGCACGCACGAUGGCGGAUACCGUAUAUCGUCGUAGCGGGCGGGGCGGCGCCGGCAACUUCUACUCGCAAAAAGAUAUCGAAGAGGCAACUAAGAGGAAAUCCGAGGAUCUCGAGGCGCAGAAAUCGCAACCGCUUGCCGAUGAUGAACCGCUGACGGAUCCAGCCGAUGGCCCAGCGCAACCCGUCGCAGGCUCCACUACUAACGGCGCGAAGGCGUAUGCGCGCUCCGGCAGAGGCGGCGCUGGAAACUUCGUCGACGUCCCUUCUUCACCUGUAGCCACGACCGCUCCUACUCAUGCUUCGAAACCCCAAGACCAGUCUCAUCCACAGUCCCCGCCGACAUCGCCGCGCCGCGGGGGUGCGCUCUCGGGCCGUGGGGGCGCAGGAAACUGGACGUCCGAGCAUGGAGAAGGCGAACCGUACGACCGAGAACAGGAGCGCAAACGCCGCGAGGCUCUCGACGCGCACAUCUUAGAGGAUAUCCGAGACUCGCUCCCGCAGCCGCCCAAGAUCCACUAUAUGCAUGGCCCGGGUCGGGGACGGAAGCCGGAUCCGCUUUCCUAGCCAGGCUGAAUGAUAGUUUCGUCGUUAAUAAAUGCGACAUGGAAGAUAUCGCUAUUAUAUCUAAAGUCUCAAUGUUGGAACGGAAUGAGAUGGAUAAACCUUACAAAGAUCAACACCGUUGAUGGCUUACAUACCUACCAUCUAGAACAUCUACAUCAGAUAAAUUAGCAGUAAUGAUAAUCAUAAUACGCAACAUAGCAAACAAUUAGCAAGAAAGCGAGACUCUUGUUCCAUCAC